AUGGCGGCCGUGGCGGGAAGGUUGCUCUGGGCUUCGCCCUUCCGACAUGUGAGUGCCAUUCCUUGGGGCAUUUCUGCCUCUGCAGCCCUUAGGCCUGCUGCUUCUCGAAGAAUGUGCUUGACAAAUGCAUUGUGGUCUGGUUCUGAUCAAGCAAAAUUCUCCUUUAGCACCAGUUCCUCAUACCAUGCCCCCGCCGUCACCCAGCAUGCACCCUAUUUUAAGGGUACAGCUGUUGUCAGCGGAGAGUUCAAAGAAAUUAGCCUUGAUGACUUUAAGGGGAAAUAUUUGGUGCUCUUCUUCUAUCCUUUGGAUUUCACCUUUGUGUGUCCUACAGAAAUUAUUGCUUUCAGUGACAAAGCCAAUGAAUUUCAUGAUGUGAACUGUGAAGUUGCUGCAGUGUCGGUGGACUCCCACUUCAGCCACUUGGCCUGGAUAAACACGCGGAGGAAGAAUGGUGGUUUGAGCCAAAUGAACAUCGCACUCUUGUCAGAUUUGACCAAACAGAUUGCCCGAGACUAUGGUGUGCUGUUAGAAGGUCCCGGCCUUGCACUACGCGGUCUCUUCAUAAUUGACCCCAGUGGAGUCAUCAAGCAUCUGAGCCUUAAUGAUCUCCCAGUGGGCCGAAGCGUGGAAGAGACCCUCCGCUUGGUGAAGGCGUUCCAGUUUGUGGAAACCCAUGGAGAAGUCUGCCCGGCCAACUGGACACCCGAGUCUCCUACAAUCAAGCCCCAUCCAACUGCUUCCAGAGAAUAUUUUGAGAAGGUAAAUCAGUAGACCGUCCAGUGCACACCUGGAGCUUCCCACACCAGAAAAGAACCAGAGUGGGAACUCACUUGUAGCUUUUCAAAGAUUAGUAUUUACAGCAGGCAAAAAAAACCAAACCCAAUGAUGCUUAUAUUCAUAAAUAGUAUUACUCUAAAUGUUUUGUUUUUGUAAUGGUGGCCAAGGCUUUUAAAAUG
Molecule: messenger RNA, 959 nt
Organism: Budorcas taxicolor (takin)
Lineage: Eukaryota; Metazoa; Chordata; Mammalia; Artiodactyla; Bovidae
Product: thioredoxin-dependent peroxide reductase, mitochondrial-like
Exons: 1
Coding region: 1-774 (257 amino acids)
Biological process (GO): cell redox homeostasis; response to oxidative stress; cellular response to stress
Cellular component (GO): mitochondrion; cytosol
Molecular function (GO): thioredoxin peroxidase activity
Source: RefSeq, a predicted model, not a curated record